Messenger RNA from Aaosphaeria arxii CBS 175.79, 4863 nucleotides. RefSeq names its product TMEM1 family protein-like protein. Lineage: Eukaryota; Fungi; Ascomycota; Dothideomycetes; Pleosporales. Bases 94 to 4776 code for a protein of 1560 amino acids. Gene Ontology annotation, biological process: intra-Golgi vesicle-mediated transport; early endosome to Golgi transport. Gene Ontology annotation, cellular component: TRAPPII protein complex. The transcript is spliced from 4 exons. The record is from RefSeq and is a predicted model, not a curated record.
CGACCAUCCCAUCGCUUACGUGCUUUGCAACAGACAGAAGCCUUCUUUUUUUAUUCUAUUCCUUGGAGAUCUUAAUAUCGGGGCACGUGUUUCAUGAGCGUGGCGGGAAAUGGUGCACCAGGCUUGGGUGCCGUAGAUGAUGCUCGUAAGCAGCGGCCUAUUGAAUCCAGUGUGAUGGAUGGUUCAUCGACCUCAAAGGUCACGGUCGAGUAUCAUGAUCCUUCAGGUGUAUUUCCGUUGGUCCAGGAACAACUCACAGCUCGCUUUCCACUCCGCAACCUCCAUUGGAAAUCACCAAAUCGCCCCUUAAGAUCUAUCGACUCGUUGCAUGUGGACCUUGUUCCUAGCAGCGACUCUGUACAUAUCUCUGGGGUGACUUCUCCUGGAUUGACGGUUCCAGAUGCUCAGGGAUCCAAUGCUACUACGAGUGCCGAAAUCUUUAGGGCGCCUCCAAAGGAAAGGCGACAUCAAAUCCCCGGACUCCGUCGAACGCCAUAUCUGAAGGUUUACCUGUUACGAUGUGAUGACUCUGAUUCGUACAAAUCAACAGCGCGGAAGCAAUUAAGGGAGUGGGUCAAGGCUCACACGCCUCCAUCGCAAAGCAGCUCUUCCAAGGAUCUGGAAAAUCACGAUGCAUUUGAAUGGAUGAUCAUCCACAUCGUAGUUCCCGACACUCCUGCAGCAAGUCAACCUCGCGGGUCAGCCUCGUCUAGUAGUACUGCAGGUGAGAAAGAGAAGUCGCGAUGGACCCGCGGUACGACAACCAUCCUCGAGAAGAUCCGGGCCGAUUUCAAUGUGUCUUCCAAGUCGGCGCCAGAUCGUGUAGCGCAGAUCAGACUGCAGAAGGAUGUGGUCCCGCCGCAUAUGCUUCCGCAGGCCUCUGCGGUCUCGACGCCUCCUAUCAGCGAAAGUCCCCAGGAACAAGAUAGAGCCUGGACUGAUGUCAUUGUGAAAUUCAAAACCCUGAUCCUACUCUCUUUUGACUUGAGAGUGAGUCAAUACGAAGAAGACAUCAGGGAAAAGGAUUCGCAGAGAGUGCUUCCGGGCUGGAACUUUUGCACAUUCUUCAUACUCAAAGAAGGUCUUGCGAGAGGCUUCGAGAGCGUGGGACUGGUCGAGGAUGCCCUGCUCGGCUACGAUGAGCUUUCAGUAGGCCUGGAUGCUAUUGUACGUGAACAGGCCAAGUCGGGUGAUGAGACGUAUGGUGGCGUUAUACCAAGCUACUCCGAGGACCUUUAUGCAAAGGCAGCGGAGAUUCUGAAGCGUUCACAGAGGGAUGAUGGGGGACGAAAGGAACCCCAAUCUCAUAUUCACGACUCGAAGCCUCUAGACGCAAACAAGAAGAAUUAUCGAGAUCUGAUUCUAGCAAACAACAUAUCUAUCUUCGACUUCCGUUGCUACAUAUUCGCCCGACAAGCAGCCCUGCUCUUACGUCUAGGAAAUGCCCAUUCUUCCCGAUCAGACCUGGCAGCUAAGGUGCAUCCUAGGCCUCCUAACGUCCGGCGCUCAACCGAUGAUGUCAAUAUGGGGACCAAAUCGGCUGCUCAGUCUGAUGUGUCUGAGGAUCUAUAUUCCUUAGCUGAAGUGUGCUCCCGCGCUCUCAACUUCAUCACCUUUGCAGGUCGGCUGUUGAGAGCCGAUCUUCACAACGGUGCCAAAACCCACGACACGAAGUUUCCCGAGCAGCUAGUUGAAAACAUCGUACGCUCAUGGACGUAUGCCUCCUUGCAGCAAAUCUUGGAGGACACUGCAACCUCUUCCCUGCCAAUUUCGAAAAUGAUAAUCGAGACCGGCACGGGCUCUUCGGACAAGAUGCAACCUUUUGGGGGUCACAACAAAGAGCAGAAAUUGAGUCUUGCUGAGCCAAAAACCAUGAUACACCCGGCUCGAAAAUCAUCGUUAAACAAUGGUCGCUCCGCGUCGACAGAGCCACCAUAUGCCGCAUCAACGUCUUCUGCCCAGGUGGUAUAUGCCGAUGGACAAUAUCAAGACCGUCCAGUUCCCGGCCAGGACCCGAAUGCCCAAGCGGUAAAGUCGGGACAGCAGGACUUGGCUGGCAACAGAGCUCAACUGUAUGUUGUUCAGAGGCGUAUCUUGGAGAACAUAGGGAAGGCAUUAGGGUGGACUAUAGGUUGGGCCGCAAUUCUCGAGGACGACCUAGAUUCGAAGGAACUCAGCGAUGUCGACCUGGACAAAGAGGAUUCUGAAUCCGACGAGGACGAUGAAGAAGAUACUGGUGCCGUUGCCAAAUCCAAAGCCCCUGAGGUCACAAGCCCGACCGUUGGUCUCGCUGCUGCUGCUAUUGUAAGCGCCGUAUCAUCUCUGGAGAACUUCCACCGCUACUAUGAAACGUUGAGCGAUUUGAUCGUCAAACACUACAUGGCUGCUGGUCAAGCCAAGGCGGGCGAAAGCAUAUUGGGCGAUCUUGCUGCCCUUCGAUUCAAACUCGGCGACUACGCAGCGGCGUCGAUGUACUUUGGCCGUAUGGCGUCUUCGUUCAGGGAGACAAGGUGGAACCUUGUGGAAAGUACGAUGCUUAAGAUGCACGCAGAAUGUCUUAAGAAGCUGAACCGUAAGGACGAGUACGUGAGGAAACUGCUUGACCUGUUGGCCAAGUCGGCAGCGAAUGCGAAAAGCCUACGCUCCUCAUUCAGGCGGACUAGCGCCGGUCCUGGGACGCAUUCUGCGAAUCACUGGCUGGACGAUGACAAGGUGAACACCACUGGCAUUCUUCGGGAACUCAUCGACUUCUCCGAACAGCUACCGUACGAUGUUACGGUCCCUAUGCUCGAUUACUUCAGCGACAUAUCUGUGGAACCUUACGUCAAGCACUUUGAAGACAAGGAUGGCUUCCAGCUUCGCGUUUCUUUCAGACAUCUUUUGGAAGAUCAAGUCACGGUCCAAAAGGUCAGGAUAAGAUUGGUGGGCGCCAGUACCGAGCAAGGAAAGGAGAUUUGGCUCGAAAGCGAUGGCCCCUUUGAGGUUAAGAAGGGGUUGUGCCAUUUGUGGCUCAGUUCCAACGUAAACACAACCGGUCCGUACUUAUUCGACAAAAUCGUACUGGAGGCCAAGCGGAUUAUCGUCACCCACGAGCCUCUCAAGCUGGACGAACAAAAGGAUUCUCUAGGCAUCAUUAUGUCGCCAUCUAUCAAAUCGCUCAAGGCUGCACGGAAGUCUCGAAUCCUAUGCUUUCCGCGGUCUGAGUCCUUCCAAGCUCGGCUGUACUUGUCACAUUUUAUACACAUUGAUCGACAGAAGUCCAUCGAAAUCGAGUGUUCUAGUGGAUGGAACGACAUUGAGAUGGCAGAGGUUAGACUCAGGUCGGCAUCUGCUGGCCUCAGGCUACGGACGGCUAAUGCCACUGUGAUAGCAGGCGAUGCAACGAUCGAGGAGCAAACAAAACCAGGGAUUAUCAAAAUUUCUGGUCUGGAGUCCAAUUCGAAGGCUGUUCUUCAGAUACCAUAUGACUUGGAGAUCGUGCUACCUGAGCUUUCAGUCAAGGUCGAGAUCGAGUAUAAGACUGAAAAGGGUCAAUUUCAAUACCAAUCGCCCUUCACCAUCCCUAUCGAUCUUCCGCUAGACGUUAACGUCCAUGACCACUUCAAGAGCGGUUCGCUUUACUCGAAGUUCAACAUCAAGACAGCAAACCAGGUUCCAUUGUUCAUCCAUGACGUCAAACUGGAGGGGUCUGAGGAGUACGAAGUACGUUCGCCGAGAAGGCCGGACGAAAUGGUCAAGGUCUUUCCGAGACAGCCAUUGGCGAUUACCUACAAAGUGACGAAGAAAGAAGUUCUAGCAUCUCAACGACGACAAAGCCGGCCGGGAAAUGCUGGAAGCCUUUCGCUGUCUGUGGUGUACCGCUGUUUGAACGAAGAUGUGCUUGAACGGGCUCGAGAACUCUUCGCCAAUGACGCAAACGCUGGUCAAGUGCGACAGAUUGCUCCUCUUCUCAUUGCAACGUUCGUGGAAAGACUACAGCACCGUGUACUUCCGCAGCAGUAUGAGAAAAUUGCUUUACUGGAUAAGGUUGACCUGGGAUCGUUUGAAGCACAGGAUUGGGCUGAAUGCAUUGAAACCGUGCCACCGCCACGACGCGAAGAUACUCUGAAGUGGCUGCAGGAUUGGCAUCAGACUAACAAGACUAUCCUGUUGCAUUCGCCAGCGGGAUCUGAUCCUCAGCCUGCCAAUGUUGCGCCUCAAUCACCCCGUCUUCCUCGACAAAUCAUAAUAUCUGUUGCCAUACCCCAAACGCAUAUUGUUCACACAGUAUCUCUUACCCCUGUAUCUGCAGAGCAACCUUCGCCCUAUGCAACAACAAUCGCAGAAGUAGGACAGCCAUUCUUGACGCACCUCAGGAUCAAGCACACCCGGAAAUGGGGCUCACCAGAGAGCCUCACCUCGCUCGCCAACCUCAAAAGUCCCACUGACCCCAUCGAGUUCGUCUACGCCAUCGAAGCCAAUCCUGAGAUCUGGCUGGUCGCGGGCCAGCGCAGGGCACACCUCACGGUAAGAGAGAACGAGGAAUUCAAAACACCAAUCAUGUUAGUUCCUCUCAAGGCGGGUCACACCAUGAUGCCGAAUAUAGAAAUCAGGGCCAGGAUACCGCCCAGGGCGGAUCCAAAGGAUGAACCGGAGGAGCAGCUGAACUGCGAGACGGAUUACUUGAGCUAUGGGGAGAGUGUGAUGAUUGUGCCGAAUGUGAGGAGUAGUACUGUGGGCAUUGGCGAUUUAAGCUCUCCGAAGAGCACUGUGUGGCUCGAGUCCGAAGCUAGAUGAUUGCAAUGUAUAGAAAGGAAUCCUGCACAAUCUUUGAUGUAGUGACUAUUUUGGCUGCGUUGUAAAUAGAAAUCAAUGAAUACGGAC